Phytophthora infestans T30-4 is the source of this 1436-nucleotide messenger RNA. Its product is annotated as M96 mating-specific protein family. Bases 534 to 1436 code for a protein of 300 amino acids. The record is from RefSeq and is a predicted model, not a curated record. Lineage: Eukaryota; Oomycota; Peronosporomycetes; Peronosporales; Peronosporaceae. The transcript has 3 exons.
CUUGACCGCAACCACUAGUGAUGGCGUUCCUGCAAGAAGAAGACAACACGGGUGUCUUCGAAGCGGCGCUAAGCUUUGUAGACGAAUGCUCAGUUGACUGUCCUGGCCCCUGUACGAGGGGUUUAACACCCCCAGCAGCGUUGGAGCUGCCGUCAUUCAAGAGCGAGCAAUAUCGCGCGGUCUUAAUUGGGGGCCCGUCCUUCUCCAUUGACUGUCGAGAAGCAGCGACGAUGGUGCCGCUUAACAUGAAAACCCUUAUCAGCGGGGCAAUCGCCUCCGAAUUUCGGCCGAGUUUACCACGAUGUCAUGAGAUCAUGACUCAACCAAACGCUACAAAGACCAAGAAGGUCCCAGCCAACCCGAACCGAGUUCGUGACGAGGUUCAAUAUGAAUUGGCUUUCCUUCGGCAAAAGGUGGCGGAGCUGGAGCUGCAAUUAAACAAAAUGCAUCUAAAGACAACAUCGACUGGAAAAGUGAAUGCGAAGGCGUCGCUACCGAGGCCAUUAAUGCAAGUGCCGCUAGUCUGGAAAGAGAUGGCAGCUCGACAGCAACGACGGCGAGAGGGAGCUCAGCGCGAAAAUGUGCGGUUGAGGCUUAUUGUCGAACGUAAACGAAAGAUGGCGACGGGGCUGAGUGCGCUACUGCGGAAACGACUUACACAGCAGGGAGCGGAAUGCUUGCGUGGGAAAGGAUCACACACUACUGAACAACGGACUGCGUGCGUGCUGGACUUCCAAGGUGACAUUGGGGAUUUCCAUGACCUAUUCCAGCACCUUCAGAUCGCAUACCAUGAAAUCGACUCAGUCUUUGCUGCGAGCGGACUUUCAACGAUGGACUUUCCUGCUAACGAUGUUCAUGUCAGAGAAGGUGUAGACGGCAAGUACAUCGAAGUUUUUGCAAACAAAUUAUUACCUUUCAGCCUGCACAAAAGUGGAGAGGCUGCGUGGGACCAUUUUAAGGGCGUUGAAAAGCACUUCGGCAAUGGAGGCUUGUAUGAGAAGGCAGCAAAGAACCUAGAUCAGCCUUAUACCAUAAUCGAAGACUUUACAAAGGAAAUGUUCUCGAACAAUUCACGGGCGGAUGUGAAGGCGAAGCAGAUCGUGCAGCGUGUCGUAGGUGUGGAUCGAGACAUGAUUCUUUUCGUUUCAAGCGUGACUCCUGUUGAAAUCAAGCACAAACCAAUUGAUGGACUGGUUUACCACGCGCGAGAGUAUGCUUUGACCAAGCGUUUUUCAACGGAAGAGCACGAUCUAUCGCUCUUACAGCUUUACGUGCGAAUUUCUUUCGACUAUGAUCCUGGCGUCGUAUUCGACUCCCGCCACGUUCGCUCGGUCGCCCAGUUCCUCAUUGGUAACGUUGCCGGCAGCCUUCGGUGCUAUCAAGAACGUAUCGAAAACGCAUUGAUUGACCAAGCAUUGAGACGACUACAUGUAUAA